AUGACUCAAGGUUCUAGAUUAUACUUUGCAGUGGCUGUUCUGAUGUGUGCGUUUGCCUCCAUCAAUGGUGUCGGUCUGAAUGAUUUACUGGAGCGAGCCUCUCAACUUUCAGACAAACUUCACUCACUCAGCACUUCUCUCACCAAUGACCUGGAUUCUCACUUUCCUCCUGUUGGCAGGGUAAUGAUGCCUCGUCCAUCGAUGUGCCACACUUCCUCUCUUCAGAUUCCCAAUGACAAAGACCAAGCCUUGAAAAUACCGGAGGAUGAGUUGCUGUCUUUGGCUCGGUCUCUGCUGCUGGCGUGGUCCGAUCCCUUCGCCCUUCUCUCCUCAGAGGCAUCCAGCUUGGCACAUCCAGAACGCAACACCAUUAAUAGCAAGACCAAAGAACUGCAAGACAACAUCAGCAGCCUGGGAGCGGGUCUGGAGCACGUCUUCCAAAAGAUGGACUUAUCUUCAGACAACCUGUCCUCUCUCCCUUUUUACACCAGCAGCCUUGGCCAGGAUAAAACUUCUCGACUUGUCAAUUUCCAUUUCCUGCUGUCCUGUUUCCGCAGGGACUCUCACAAAAUUGACAGUUUCCUCAAAGUUCUCCGCUGUCGGGCGGCCAAGAAGAGACCUGAGAUGUGUUAGAGAGAAAACGCUGUGCUCUGCUUCUCUCAGUGUGGAUGUUAAGUUAAAAUGGCAGAGCUGUGAGCGAUUUGAAAAUCAAAUGGUAAAAUAUGCUCGUUAUUGUUUGUUUCAAAGAUGCAGAUAUUUGAUUCGCUUGAAUAAAGACCCGGAAGAACAUCAUAGAUUACUCUAAUACCAAAGAUAAAAGACACCAAAAUAAAUAAAUGAAUGGAAAAAGAAAUUAAAAUUGAAAAACAGCCAGGUUAUGCAAAAUGUCUGUAUGCAGUGAUACUGUAUAAUGAAUAAAUGUGUCAUAUAUUGAAAUGUUUGACUACAGUUUGAUAAGACAUUUGUAUAUUUAACUAAAGCGUAUUUAUUGAGGAAACUAUUUUGGAUGGUUAACACCACUAUUUUAACAUCAUCUUCUGUAAUGUGAUAUUUAAAGCUUUGCACCAAUGUCAAUA
Molecule: messenger RNA, 1076 nt
Organism: Carassius gibelio (silver crucian carp)
Lineage: Eukaryota; Metazoa; Chordata; Actinopteri; Cypriniformes; Cyprinidae
Product: prolactin
Exons: 5
Coding region: 1-633 (210 amino acids)
Biological process (GO): positive regulation of cell population proliferation; positive regulation of receptor signaling pathway via JAK-STAT; response to nutrient levels
Cellular component (GO): extracellular region
Molecular function (GO): hormone activity
Source: RefSeq, a predicted model, not a curated record